Molecule: messenger RNA, 2875 nt
Organism: Stylophora pistillata
Lineage: Eukaryota; Metazoa; Cnidaria; Anthozoa; Scleractinia; Pocilloporidae
Product: H(+)/Cl(-) exchange transporter 7
Biological process (GO): chloride transport; transmembrane transport
Cellular component (GO): lysosomal membrane; intracellular membrane-bounded organelle
Molecular function (GO): chloride transmembrane transporter activity
Source: RefSeq, a predicted model, not a curated record
UUUGCCAUUUCUGAUGGAAUACAUGAUCAGCUGCGAAACACCUGAUAAUCAGAGGAAAUAACACUUUUACAUCCAUGCAGAGGUCUCAGCGAUUGAAAUCUGUGAACACUAUGGACUCCGAAAAUACCCCACUAAUUGUUAGUCAGGACGAACCGGUUAUUCAAAGUUCAAAUGUUGCUCGUCGGAGAUAUGUCACAGAAGAAUCGAACAGUUCGCAUUUAAAUGGAGUUAGAGAGAGUUUAUCCAGAAAUGGUGUCGAGGCAGAGCCAGGUAGUCUUCAGAAAAUAUCGUCAAAGUACGAGAGCUUGGACUAUGAUACUCCUGAAAAUUCACUUUACUUCAGAGAGCAAAAGUCGUAUACUGCAGAGGAACGCCUUCGAAUUAACAUUAACAGAUGGGUUGUCAUGUUUAUCAUUGGAUUUGUCACUGGAGUUAUUGCUUUUGCUAUUGACGUGUUGAUAAUAAAGUUGGCGGGGUUAAAAUAUAAUAUAAUCAAAGACUAUAUUGACAAAUGCACCAGUGGAAAUUGCAUGUCAAUUCCUUACUCAUUAUGGGUUGCUUCAGAUGCCUUUUUGGUUUGCAUUGCAGCUUGCUUAGUUGUCUAUGGAGAGCCUGUGGCAGCAGGAAGUGGUAUUCCACAGAUCAAAUGUUACCUCAAUGGGGUGUUGGUACCUCAUGUUGUUAGGAUAAAGACCUUGUUCUGCAAAACAGUUGGAGUUGUAUUUUCAGUGGCAGGCGGCCUGGCCUGUGGUAAAGAAGGUCCCAUGAUUCAUUCUGGAGCUGUGGUAGCAGCAGGAGUUUCACAAGGAAGAUCCACAACCUUCAACAAAGACUUAAAAUUGUUUCAGUAUUUUCGUGAAGAUCACGAGAAAAGAGAUUUUGUUUCUGGUGGUGCUGCUGCUGGUGUGUCAGCAGCCUUUGGAGCUCCUGUUGGUGGUGUGCUUUUUAGUUUAGAAGAAGGAGCAAGCUUUUGGAACCAGAGUCUUACAUGGAGAAUGUUUUUUGCAUCCAUGGUUUCCACUUUUACUCUCAAUGUCUUGUUAUCUAUUUAUCAUGGCACCCCAAUGGAUCUUUCAAAUCCUGGACUUAUCAAUUUUGGUUCAUUUCAGGGUCAGACAUACCAGAGCUAUGAGAUACCUUUGUUUUGUUUGAUGGCAAUAGUUGGAGGCUUGCUGGGGGCUCUUUUCAAUGCAAUCAACCAUCAUUUGCACAUAUUCAGAAUGAGGUACGUGAGAAAGGACUGGGUUCGUGUAGUCGAAGCAGUGAUAGUUUCUGUGAUGAGUACAACAUCAGCUUUUGUGUUGAUCUACUUCUAUGAUGACUGCAAACCAAUAGGAACAGCAAAUAUCACCAGACCAUUACAGUUUUUCUGCCAAGAUGGUCAGUACAGUUCUAUGGGGACGUUAGUAUUCAAUACACCAGAGGAGUCCAUCAGAAAUCUUUUCCACUUGCAAGAAUCUUCAUAUGAUGUGGGGACGCUAGCAGGGUUUGCUCCAGUCUACUUCUUGCUGGCCACAUGGACUUAUGGUUUGUUCGUUCCCAGUGGUCUUUUCGUGCCUUGUAUUCUGACCGGAGCAGCCUGGGGACGGCUUUGGGGAGUGGCGUUGAGGAUAUGGUUUCCGAAAGGGAACUGGGGCCAUGCGGGAAGCUAUGCACUCAUAGGAGCUGCUGCUACACUUGGCGGUGUUGUCAGGAUGACCAUCAGUCUCACUGUUAUUUUAAUGGAGGCAACUGGAAACAUAAGUUUUGGUAUUCCCAUUAUGAUCGUUCUUAUGAUCGCUAAAUGGGUUGGUGAUUUUUUCAACGAGGGUUUAUAUGACAUCCAUAUCAAGUUACAAGGUGUCCCAUUACUUGGCUGGGAAGCGCCCUCGAUGGCUGUCGGAUUAAAUGUCUGUGAUAUCAUGAGCCAAAAUGUGGUUUGCUUUAAAUCUGUAGAGAAGGUCGGACGAAUUGUUGACGUUUUGAAAGACACAAGCUCUCACCACAAUGGGUUUCCUAUUAUCGAUUUCCUUGAAACGACAGAAGGGGAGGAAUCCAGUAAUUCAUACAGAGACACGGCCCCAUUCGGGACUUUCCGCGGCCUGAUAUUAAGAUCCCAGCUUAUUAUUCUUCUGAAACAAAAGAUAUUCUCUGAGAGUAGUCGCCAAGGAAAAAAACAUAGUUUGAUGUUGCAGGAUUUCAGGGACGCUUAUCCGCGAUUUCCUCCCAUCCGGAAUGUUAGUAUAUCACAGAAAGAAAGAGAAUGCUACAUGGAUCUUAGACCGUUUAUGAACCCAAGCCCCUACACGGUACAUGAGAAUGCUUCCCUCUCGCGCGCUUUCAAGUUAUUCAGAGCUCUGGGACUCAGGCAUAUUGUUGUGGUAAAUGAAAACAAUGAGGUUGUUGGCAUAGUAACAAGGAAAGACAUCGCUCGUUUUCGAAUGUGGAGUCAUCGUGGUCAGAUCGGCUUAGAGGAAGUUCACAUUUUAGAUGCGAAUUCCGAAUUCCACGAUUCUUUUUAAUCCAUUCGCUCAAGAACCAAGGUUGGCGACACAAUAGAACUCAAACCGGUCCUGAGCAGUUAAAAUUAGAAUAAGUCUGCUAAAGCUUCUAUUAGUGGCAUCACUGAUCGUCCAAUCAACCAAUCAACCAAGACGCCGUUCUCGUUGAGCGAAAACGGAGCAGUCGAAAGUUGUCUCCGUGAGUCAAGAAAUUUAGCUAUCGUGUCAACUAUCGCGUUAACUAUCGUCAAUGAACGCGGGAUAUUUAAUAGUUAACACCUUUGGGGUCUAUUUAGCAUAAUUCCGAAUAACGUGUCAAAAAUAAGAAGAGAUUGAUGUUGGGGGCCAUAUUGAAUCGCGUUAGAAUAAGGGACAGAGUGCAGGUAGCAGUGUGG